Phragmites australis (common reed) is the source of this 912-nucleotide messenger RNA. RefSeq lists its product as uncharacterized. The coding region runs from base 192 to 689 and encodes 165 amino acids. Lineage: Eukaryota; Viridiplantae; Streptophyta; Magnoliopsida; Poales; Poaceae. The transcript has a single exon. The record is from RefSeq and is a predicted model, not a curated record.
CCGUUAGCCCCUCGCUGGCCACGGUCGCGAGCCCCUCGCUUUCCCGCCGGCGACUCUAUUAAAGCUAUCGCUUCCUCGCUCUCCAGCUCAGUCCAUCCCUCGCGCCCCGCCUUUCCCGAUCUAUCUAUCAGCUCUCGCAGUCGCAGAUCCUCGAGCAAGAAGCCGCCUGUGCCCGCGCUAGGUAAAAAUCCAUGGCGAGCGGAGGGCGUGCGGCGCACAAGGCGUUCCUGCUGUGCAACUACGCGCUGCUGGGCGCCGCGUCGGCCUGCAUCUUCCUCGCGCUCUCGCUCCGCCUCGCGCCUUCCCCGUGCGGCCUGCUCCUCGUCUUCCUCCACGCGCUCACCGCCGUCUUCGCCGCCGCGGGUUGCUCGGGCUCCUUCACCGACGGCGGGGCCGGCCGCGCGCACACGGCGCACACGGCGGGGGCCGUCCUCACCGCCAUCUUCCAGGGCGCCGCCGCGCUGCUCGCCUUCACCCGCACGGCCGAUUUCCUCGCCGAGCUGCGGUCCUACGUCCGGGAGGAGGACGGCGAGGUGAUCCUGAAGCUGGUGGGCGGGCUCGGCGCCGCUAUCUUCGUGCUCGAGUGGGCCGCGCUCGCCCUCGCGUUCGCUCUCCGGCUCGACGACGACGGCGGCGAGGAGGCGCACGCCGAGUACUCCAAGAGCUGGGCGUCAGGUUACCAUGUCUGAUUCUGCUGUGAUCCAGCAUUAGAGAGAGCCUAGAGACUGGAGAAAUUCACGCACAAAAAUCAUAAACGAGGGAUAUUUUUGGUUCUUAAAGCUUGGUGGAUAUUCAGCUGUUAUUACUGUGAUCAUGUACUAAAGUGCAAAGGCAAAUGUAUUGCUUUGCUCUGUAUUCAUUUCAUUCAUUUAUCCGAUCUGGUAUAAAUUGGAAGGAAAUUUUUUAAUUCAA